Molecule: messenger RNA, 1134 nt
Organism: Schistosoma rodhaini
Lineage: Eukaryota; Metazoa; Platyhelminthes; Trematoda; Strigeidida; Schistosomatidae
Source: the annotation of a GenBank genome assembly
CACUCACUGUAGUGAUCCGUCAGCGUAGCAGUUGAUAGUAUUGCAACUAAUUUUGCGACCAUAAUGUGAGUGUAUCACGAUAACAGAAAGGUCAAGGCCAAGCAUUGACAACAGUUUUGUGUACAACAUCAAAGAUUGUAUAAAUCAGAUGAAAUAAUGAAAAAUGUGGUAUAUGAUGACAAUUAUAGGCAAAAUUGGUCUAUGUUAACCGAUCACAGAUACACUGGUGCGCUUAUCAACACAAUGCGUUACUUGCGACUUUUGUAUUGGAAGCUUUUCUAAUUUACAAGGAAAGUCGUCAUUUCUGAACACUCGGUAGAUGAAACGACCAAUUAGUGACAAUCACAUAGUUUUCGACAAUCACCUGAUUGUUGAUACAACUGCUCCUACAACUUCAAGAAGCUCGGAAAGCGCCAAGGAUUGCAGAAAACGAAAAGCCCUUCGCAUCCAAUAUCUAGCUGAAAGUGUACGAUUGCGUGAGCUUACUGUUAUAAAAAUGAAACGUGAUAUUGACAAAUUACUCGAGUUGUGUCAGUAUAUAGACCAAGGAGAUGUACCAGUGUCACUUUUGGAAAAGUGUGGGAUAUCAGUAUAAAAUACCAAAUAUUUAUCAAUGUUGCAUGCAUAUAAUCCGCUGGAAUCUUUUAGCUUAUAUUAUUUCGACAUCCAUGUUAUUCGCCCUCUAUUUCAUUUUGAUACACUUUAAUGUAUAUUUUCUGAUUAUUUAUAUUUACAUUUACAUUUAUACCAUCUGCUUUGAAUUAACUUUUAGAACGUCUAACUAUAGAGGUAUUUGUAAUUAAUAAAUCUCCAUUUCUCAGUGAUAAUAAUAAACUGACGAUUAUGCACCAUAUGAAUGAAUGUAAUAUUCCUUAUCUACAGUUUCACUUAACUUUUGUUCAUUUUUAUUGGAAAUUCUAAAUUGUUUAUGGUGUGAAUCGAUAUUAUAAAUCAUUGAUUAAAAAUUUAUACUUAGUGAUAUAUUACGAUUAUAUGCAUCCUAGCUAUUGUUCUAUGAGAUUUUAAAUACCGGUUAUCACUUGCACUACAAUGUAUAUUUGAACACAAAUCUACCUUAUUGAGACCCAAGUUUAUUCAUGAAGGAUAAUCCUAAAGUACCUCAAAUAAAUCCAG